GCGGUGCUUCCGGCCGACGGAGGCGGGGCCUGGGGCACGGUGAGGGGCGGAACCCAGGCCGCGACCCCCACCCGGGCGCACCGUAAUGGCCAGGCACGUGUUCCUGACGGGGCCCCCAGGAGUUGGAAAAACAACACUGAUCCAGCAAGCCAGUGAGGUUUUAAAAUCCUCUGGUGUGCCUGUCGAUGGAUUUUACACAGCAGAAGUCAAACAGGGAGGGCGAAGAAUAGGAUUUGAUGUUGUCACAUUAUCCGGCAUGCGGGGAGUUUUGUCUAGAAUUGGGUCAGAGCCUCCGCCCGGAAAACGUGAAUGCCGGGUUGGGCAGUAUGUGGUGGAUCUGACUUCCUUCGAGCACUUGGCACUUCCGGUCCUGAGGAAUGCAGGUUCCAGCAGUGGCCCAGGGCAGAGAGUGUGUGUCAUCGAUGAGAUUGGGAAGAUGGAGCUCUUCAGUCAGCCUUUCAUCCAGGCUGUUCGUCAGAUGCUGUGCACCCCAGGGACUGUAGUCCUGGGCACGAUCCCGAUACCUAAGGGAAAACCACUGGCCCUCGUGGAGGAAAUCAGAAACAGAAAGGACAUUCAGGUGUUCAGUGUAUAGCUGAAAACCUUGGACAUUACAUAUAAAACAAACAUAAGGAGACCUGAAGGGUGGAAAGAAGGCAGCACACCGGCUCGGAGGCUCAGCCAGGGGACAACACAACAGACACAACUGAAAAUCUCUUGUCCUACCAGGAACCAGGAGAAGCAACUUAAUUGAAACAAACAUCAAAACGUGCCAACAGCAAGAUGACGGAUAUGUUGGAAUUAUAGGGCAGAGACUUUAAAACAGCUGUGAUGAAAAUGUUUCAGUGAUCAAUUGCAAACACGCUCGAAACAAAUGAAAAAUAGUGUCCAUUUUAGCAAAGAUAUGGAAGAUACAAAGAAGAAUCAAACAAAAAUUUUAGAACUGUAACAUAUAAUAACUGAAUGAGAAAGUCUCUGGAAAGAGUCCCCAGGAGAAUGAAGACAACAAAGGAAAGAAUCGGUAAACUUGAAGGUAGAACAAUAGAAAUUGCCCAACAAAGAGCAGACUUUGGGGGGCGGGGUGGACAGAGCUCAGGGACUUGCGGUACUAUAAUAAAGAUCUAACAUUCAUGUCAUUGGAGGAUGGUCUUGGUAAUUUAGAAACUUCUAUCAUGGUGCGGGUAUGAGUAUUGACAGUCACAUUCCUGAAAAUUUUUCUCUUUCGAAAGUUUGAUUAAUUUUUUUUGUCAUGUCUUAUAGAAUUUAUUGGUCACUACGUGUGGCUGCUGAAAAAUGUAUUCAAUUUAUUUCACAUUUGCUUGUUUGGAGCGUAAUAUGUUUAAUGCUGUAGAGGCAAGAGAUAAAGACCUUCAUGGAUCAGGAUUACUAGAAAGAGCUGUGUGCACUGUUUCCCUGGUUCUGUAGCAACAUGAAGAAAAUAUCCCUGCUGGUCACUUCCCACCUCAUGCAUGGGCGCGUGCACAUGUGAACACACGUACAUAUGAGUUUCGUGGUCAUAGUGGCAUUUAGAAAGCAU
Molecule: messenger RNA, 1537 nt
Organism: Neomonachus schauinslandi (Hawaiian monk seal)
Lineage: Eukaryota; Metazoa; Chordata; Mammalia; Carnivora; Phocidae
Gene: NTPCR
Product: nucleoside-triphosphatase, cancer-related
Exons: 5
Coding region: 86-595 (169 amino acids)
Molecular function (GO): ribonucleoside triphosphate phosphatase activity
Source: RefSeq, a predicted model, not a curated record